UCUUCCCGUCUUCGCGUGCGGCGGCGCUCCCCAUCCCACCACGUCUCUCCUCCGCGCGGUACCACCGCCCCUCUGCUCCGGCAGUGACUCAACUGGACGGCCGCCGCCUCCCCUGCGUUGACAGCGCCUCCCUCCUGUGUGCGUGAAGCCGCCUAGGCCGACGUCUCCCUGCGUGCGUGGCAUCGUCCAGGCCGGCGUCUCCCUCCCGCGCGUGGCGUCCCGGGGGGCCAUGGCCUUGGCGUGCGCAUGCCAUGUGCGCCGCCUCCUCCUCCUCCACCCCGGCGCCGGAGCUCCGGCGAGAUCCUUCUACGCCCAGCCCUACCAAGCCAAGGUGGGCGUGGUGGAGUUCUUGAACGGCGUCGGGAAGGGGGUGGAGACGCACGCCGCCAAGUUGGAGGAGGCUGUAGGCGGCGAUCUCCAGAGGCUGCUCGAGACCCGCACGCUCCGGCUCAAGAAGCUCGGCGUCCCCUGCAAGCAUUGCACAAAUGUAGGAAGGCUCUUCUGAACUAAGUUCCUUUCACUUCAUGUGGAAGUAGCACAAAUUAUAUAAAUAAGAGAGAAGCUUAAUGUUACCGUGCUGUCGGCUUUGCAUGUAAAGCCUCCUAAUCCGGAGGAACUCGAUAGAUUCAAGAACUACGAAUCGGUAGCCCCGGAAAACUCAGUUUUGAACUUGUAUUUGAUUGGAAAGAAUUUUGACUUGGGGACCCUGGAUCUAUCGGCCUGUCAUACUAAUUUUACUAUGCGAGGACCCGGUAUUUCAGCUCAUGCUUGAGUGCUUGCCUAUUUUUCAACUGCUGGGAAAGAAUUUGGGUGCGGCAGGACGAAAUGGAAUUCUCAGAAAAAGUAUAAACAGGUCUUCCCCACUGCUGCAUAGAGUCUGAGCUGGGUGGAAUUGAAGUUCGGUGUUGAUCAAGAUACCCCUGCCUACUUACCUUAAAAAAUGACUAAUGAUCAACCGAUCACAGAGGUCCUUUUCCAGCAACUUCAGAUCAGGAAAACCACAAUAUAAUAUGAAAGCAAGCAAGGUGAGAUGGUUGUUGGGCCAAAUUCAGGUCUUUAACCCGUUUUCCUGCCAACCAUGGUUCGAUCCCCUGCAGCUGCAUGUUAUCUUUCUAUUUCACAGGGUUUCAUGCGCCUGCCACUGGCUUUGGUUUUUUUCCCAGUUUGUGUGAAAACUGUUUAGUUCUUUCCGGUUCGUUGGCAGGGCGGUCCAUAGAGCUUAAGAAAACGUGCGUGCGGCCAGUUCCUGUUUUUUCCGGUCCGACCAGCAGUCUGGUUCAGUUUUGAAACUAUGAUUAUAGCUAUGAUCUUGUUUAUAAACUUCAGAAGAGAGCAUAGUUUUGAUUUGGGCACACAGUUUAAUGACUGUACUAACAUUGUCAUCACGCGGACUAAUAGGAACAGAGUUAUAACUGACAAACAUAGUAUAGGUGUACCGUGGACUGAUAAAAUUACAGGAUCACUUCAUUGGGUUUCAUUUCUCCACUUCUAACAAAAAUCAUAGUUUAUAUAAUGCUUACAGUAAUGUUGCUGCCGGAAUCACCAGAGUACAACAGAUACUGUUUUAACACAUGAGUUAUUCAGGCCAAUACAGAGAACACUACCAAGUUCCAGCAGAUUUAUCGAACAUGCCCCCUGAUAAUCUGAUAUACUCCCUCCGUUCCUAAAUAUAAGUCUUUCUAGAGAUUUCAAAUGGACUACCACAUACGGAUGUAUAUAGACAUAUUUUUGAGUGUAGAUUCACUCAUUUUGCUCCGUAUGUAGUCAUUUGUUGAAAUAUCUAGAAAGACAAAUAUUUAGGAACGGAGGGAGUAGGAUGGAAUUUGUAGGUAAAACCGAUAACCAGGAAGGGAGAUUCCAGUGCACUAACAUUCCAGGUAGCAUGUUUGUACUUGUUUGCUUCACCUACUACAGUCAACAUGAAGCAGCAGCACCGAUGGACUAAGGUUAGACGUCAGUGAACGCGUGGUUGGAGGACUUGACACCCACAAAGUAUCUGUUGUGCAUAUGGUGGGCUGGCGAAGGCAUGCAUCGGUGCUGUGGCAGUCUGGCGAAGGAGGAGGCUGGCAAAUUUGAUUUGAACUUGGAGAGUUCAAUAGGCUGCAAAAUUUGAUAGAAGUACAGUUUUUGUAAUUUCUGAAUGCAUUUGAAGUAAUUCCUUCUGUCAGUUAUUGACUAGCAUACUGGCAUGCAUGGAGUGUUAUUUAGCCGAUUAUGUUGUUUCCUAGGAAGUAGUUAGCUUGGAAAUGUGUGGUUAACAUUUUUAAGUUCUUACUAUACAUCACAAACAUUUUUCCGA
Molecule: messenger RNA, 2299 nt
Organism: Aegilops tauschii subsp. strangulata
Lineage: Eukaryota; Viridiplantae; Streptophyta; Magnoliopsida; Poales; Poaceae
Source: RefSeq, a predicted model, not a curated record